This is a messenger RNA of Daktulosphaira vitifoliae (grape phylloxera), 755 nucleotides long. RefSeq names its product troponin C. The record is from RefSeq and is a predicted model, not a curated record. Bases 131 to 586 code for a protein of 151 amino acids. Gene Ontology annotation, molecular function: calcium ion binding. Gene Ontology annotation, cellular component: myosin II complex. The transcript is spliced from 5 exons. NCBI's taxonomy places the organism in Eukaryota, Metazoa, Arthropoda, Insecta, Hemiptera, Phylloxeridae.
AAAUUGAAAAACAGUGGGGGAAAAAGUCUCGGUUUCAGUCUAGAAGUCAUACUUCUCCAGUUCACUACCGGCGAACACACAGCGCAUUUUCUUUUUAUCUUUAUAUUAUUUAACUAAAAAAUCACACAAAAUGGAUGAUUUACCACCAGAACAAAUUGCAGUUCUUAAAAAAGCAUUUGAUGCGUUCGACCGUGAAAGAUCCGGUAGUAUACCAACAGAUAUGGUUGCCGAUAUCCUGAGACUUAUGGGUCAGCCAUUCAACAAGAAAAUCCUCGAUGAACUUAUUGAGGAAGUUGACGCAGACAAAUCUGGACGUUUGGAAUUUGAAGAAUUCAUUACAUUAGCCGCCAAAUUCAUUGUUGAAGAAGACGACGAAGCCAUGCAAAAAGAACUUCGAGAAGCAUUCAGGCUGUACGAUAAAGAAGGUAAUGGUUAUAUCCCUACAUCUUGUCUGAAAGAAAUUCUUAGAGAACUUGACGAUCAACUAACCAAUGAAGAAUUGGACAUGAUGAUUGACGAAAUCGAUUCUGACGGUUCAGGAACUGUAGAUUUUGAUGAAUUUAUGGAAAUGAUGACUGGAGAAUAAAUAAACCACAAACCGCCCGGAGUCAUUCCAGAAAUGGAUUUGUCUGUCAUACCGUUGAAAACAUGUUAUUUAUACUGUAUAAACCUUCACACUUUUUUUGUAUAAAUUAAACAGCAUUAUAGACAAUUUAACACAACAAUUAUUUUUGAAAAUAAACAUAAGGAAUACA